UUCAGUGUGCAGCGCGGCGGUUAUGGAAGGUUAGCUUGUGUGUGUUUAUGCGGCGCAAAUGUUUAUUUUUUAUUGCGAAUAAUAAUUAUUUACUGAUGCGGAAUAAACGUUUGCAGUUCGGACAGUUUACGCUCGAAUUUCAACGUCUCACUGCGUCAUGAUCACACAUUCUCACUAAGAUGUCCAGUUGCCACGGCAACAGCGGCAGCAUCACUGGGCUGCUGGGUGCGCUCUGCGACUGCAGCAUUUCCGGGUUAUCAUGGAAACGUCGCGCCUUGGGCACAGUAUCACGGGAGUCUGCGCGACGGAGCCUGCGCAGGCGUGCGUACGGCGCACUCCUUGCUGGACUCUUCCAGGACGGGUCACCUAAACCGCCUCCGAACGCCCUGGCGAACACACCCGCCCAUAAUAAAAUACUAAUGAUCUCGUUCGACCUGCGCGUGUCUGGCCGCAGCGAGGAAGCGGAGAGGUUAGAGGAGCUUUUGAAUCAGCUACGGGACGGGGCGGACUCUUCUGGACUCUCGGAACUUGAUUCCGUUCUGGAGCUCCUGGUGCAGCUGGCGGGGUCUGUGGCUCCGCCCCCUCUAUCUUUCAGUCGCGAUUACAUGCGCCGGGAGCGUCCCGUUCAGCGCAGACCCCCGCUGGGUGGGUACCUAAGCCAGGACAUGCAGCGCCUGGAGGAAAGGGCGUGGUCUUUGAUUUGUGGGGAGGAAUGGGGUGUGUUUGGGGGCAUUUGUAGGACCCUAAGCAUCAUGGACGCUCCACCGGGCACCGGGCUUCUCGGACUGGGACGCAGACCGGAUACCGAGGAGAGGUUUGAGAGAGACACCCGACUGUCACUGUUUGGUGCCCUACAGCACUCCAGGACAGCAGAUAUGGAUGUCCGACUGGACCUGCCGCCCGUUCCAAGCAACGCAGACCUUACUGGACUCAGUAUACGGGUUCCUCUGUGUCUGGAUCAGUCUGAUGAUGAAGGCUUCCAGUCUGCCUCUAAUCUAACUCCAGAUUCCCAAUCCGAGGCAAGUCCCAGUCCUGAGAUCGACGUGUGGGAGGCCCUGCGGACGUUCGUGCCCGGCAGACGACGCUGUUGGGAGAACAUUGGCUGCCCACCAGGUCAGAAGGAACCCCCGUACCUGACAGAGGCUGGCAGAGAGGCGUUUGAUCAGCUGUACCGACUGUGGGAGGGAGAAAUGAGGAACAUUCUGUCCACACAGACACCGUCCCCGCUCCUGCCGCUGCCGCUGGACUGUCAGAGUCAGCUGGUCAAAGACGUGCUCAACGUGCUGAUUGGGGUCUCCUCUGCCACGUUUCCACUCAACGAGGCUAGUGUGCAGUUUGAUGUCCGUCCGGAUAUAUGUGUGUCCGGGACGUCCCCUGAGAGUGUGUCCCGGCUGCUGAGUGAGCUUGCGCAGUACGGUACACAUUACCUGCGUCUCAGCCGAUUCUCCUUGAGCAGUGCAAGUCAGAAGGGACUUGUCUUCCAGGCCUUCACAGGUGGGCUGCGACGUUACCUGCAUUACUACAGAGCAUGUGUGCUGAGCACGCCAGCCUCUCUCAGUCUCCUAACUAUCGCUUGUCAUUUCCGCAAAUUGGGGCGCCAGCUCAGGUAUCUGUCAGAGCUGUGUUGUGUGGAUGGAAUCGGAGGUGUGGGACGAGCUACGUUCCCCGUGGGUGUAAAGCUGCUGUCGUGUCUGUAUAAUGAAGCUCAGAGUAACUGCAGUAAUGAGAAUCAUCCGGUGCUGCUGUCGCUGCUGAAGAGCAGCUGUGAGCCGUACACACGGUUUGUUUCAGACUGGGUGUACAGUGGCGUCUUCCGUGAUGUGUAUAAAGAGUUUAUGAUCGAGGUCAAUGAGGAUUAUCUGAGCUACAGAGAUAAGAACUUUUGGACGCAGGGCUACACUCUUAUUUCGCGGGAUGCAGAGGACUGUGUGCCGGUGUUCCUCAAACAUAUUGCCAAUGAUGUCUACGUAUGUGGGAAAACCAUCAACCUGCUGAAAAUCUGCUGCCCACAGCACUACAUCUUCUGGUCGGAUGUCCCGGUGCCCAGGAUCGCUGUGACAUUUUCCCUGCAGGAAGUAGAGGAGAUCGAGAGAGACUGCGCCGUGUAUCGAGGGAGAAUGGAGACUAUUGCUAGGCACAGCGCCAUCAGCAGGGAAGAGCAGGCCAUGCGGACUGAACAGGCCCGACAGGAGCUCAUUAACCAGGUCAGAGUGUCAGCGGCCAAGACCCUGGAGAGAAUCAGAGGUCGCCAGGUGUCGCAGCGUCUGGCGGAGGAGGCCCAGAAGAGAGAGCGAUUCGAAGAGCUGAAACAGCAGCUGGAGCUCGACCAGGAGUGGCGUAGUGCUGCGAGACGGAAGGAGCAGGAAGAUGAUUUCAGCUACACUCGAGAGCUUCGAGACCGAGAGCAGAGACUGCAGGCCCUCGAGGAGCAGCUGGAGCGCCGGGCACGGAUGGAUCUGAUCGCUCAGUACAGUCAGUUAUCAGAAGCCGCUGCCAGACGAGAGCUCAGAGCCAUGUGGAAGGUGCAGAGGAUGAAACUUGACGAGCGCAGAGUGAACUUCCUGCAGCGAGAACAACAGAAUGUACAGGCUCUUCUGGAGAAGUUUCCUUUAGGUCAGGAAGGCCCCCCUCCAGAAACAUCCCAACUCUUGCAACUGCACACUAAGCUGUCUAAGCAGGAGAAUCUACAAGAACAGCAAAUAUCAGAUCCUCCUCUUCCAGAAUCCUCUGCUCCUCCCAGUGGUGAAGCUCAAGUACUUGUAUCAGAGGAAAUCAACAUCGCUGACUUCCUCCCAAAGCCUACAUGCAUCCCUGAUAGUGGUGCCAUGACCCAGGCCCUCCACGACAUUGGCUCAGACCUCCUGCAAUCCCCUCAGAUACCCCAGCCACAGCAGGAACACCCAGCGACCUCUCAAAUAUGCAUCAGUGAAAAUGUUUCGGAAUUCCUGGAGUCUGUCCCCAUACCAAAUAAAUAUGGACAGGCGUCCAAGUCCAGCUUCCCACUGGGUCAGUUCACUCCAGAGGUGCCAGGAGGUCAGCCGAAGGCUAGUGUUUAUGGACACCCUUCACAGAGCUCCGUGCAGCUGGGGGACUCCACCGCCUCAGGGCAGAACAAGGGCCCGAUCCGCUCUGAGUCAAACACCCCUGCACAAACCACUCCAGAGCGAACAUGUGAGGCAGAGAGCGAUAGCCAGAGUAUAGAAAAACAGCCGACUGGAAAAGAGACAGGAACAGAGCCCUCGGCGGCCAGCUCAGGUUCAGAGCCAAAGCAAGCCGCCCAGGAGCCAACAGAGGAAGCCAAGUCCUGUGAGAGUGUCAGCCAGCCCUCUCACUGUUCUCAGCCAGAGGAAGAACAAUCUGUGUCUCUUCUCAGAGGCUUCCGUGAGUCAGAGUCCGAUUCAGAUGCGAGAAAUAACAGCCGUGAUCCUGAUCCAGCACUGAUCUCAUCUUUGCACUCGUCUGUUGGCUGUGGCCACACCUCUAAUGCCCAUAUAAGGGUUUAUAAACAUGUUGCCACGCCUAACAUCCAUGGCCACGCCUCUGAUGCCCAUAUAAGGGUUGGCGAACAUGUUUCUGAAGUGACCACUCCCAUCCCCACGCCUAACAUCCAUGGCCACGCCUCUGAUGCCCAUAUAAGGGUUGGCGAACAUGUUUCUGAAGUGACCGCUCCCUUCCCUACGCCUAACAUCCAUGGCCACGCCUCUGACGCCCAUAUAAGGGUUGGCGAACAUGUCUCAGAGGUGACCGCUCCCCUUCACACGCCUAACAUCCAUGGCCACGCCUCUGACGCCCAUAUAAGGGUAGGCGAACAUGUCUCCGAGGUGACCGUUCCCAUUCCCACACCUAACAUCCAUGGCCACGCCUCUGAUGCCCAUAUAAGGGUUGGCGAACAUGUUUCUGAGGUGACUGCUUCCAUCCCCACCGCUAAUAUUCAUGGCCACGCCUCUGAUGCCCAUAUAAGGGUUGGCGAACAUGUUUCUGAGGUGACUGCUUCCAUCCCCACCGCUAAUAUUCAUGGCCACGCCUCUGAUGCCCAUAUAAAGGUGGGUGAGUUUGUGUCGGAUGUUGCCUCCUCUCGUCCACGUUGGAGCAAAUAUGGUCACUCCUCUGACAGCACACUUAAAGUGGGUUGUGUGAUUACUGAUGCCGCCCCAUCGGCCACUCCUCUACCUGGUAGCGCUUUCGGUCAUGCGUCUGACUCCACACUAACAGUCGGGUGUGUUGUCUCAGGCGUUGAUCGUCAACCCUCUCCGUUACCCGGAAGUGAGUAUGGACAUUCCUCACAGUCCACCUUGGGUAGUGGGUGUGUGGUUAGUGAGACGGAGAGCACUCGACCCAGCUGUCUUUACAGCGGUGCCUACGGGCAUUCGUCAGAUUCUGCUCUUGGCAUGGGUUGUGUGGUUGGCGGGGUGGUACCAGGGAGUAUGUACGGUGACAGAGAAGAGGCAGAGAAACGAGCCGACAUGGACAUCCAGGCAGCGCCCCCUAGUGAGCUGUUCUCCCUGGAUGAGGGACUGUCUGCCUGGGCUCUGGGACUGGGAUUGUCUCCUAAAGAGAGUCCAGAGGAUCGUUAUCUUCUCAGCCUGGCCUCACAGUACCAAGUGGAGCAGUACCAGGACUCGUACGGUCUGAUGAGUGCCGCUCCAGACUCUGAGCCGCUGCUGCAGGUGACUCGGGGUCCGAAUGGCCUUCCUGUCGACCCGUCCCUGCACCGGGCCACCGACGCAACUGCUGUUCAGCAGAGCGAGAUGAUGCCACUUCCUGUUCUCAUGAAACACUCGGUUACAACACCACUCAUUACACAUGUGUCUAUGGUAAAUAAGGCCGUGGUGGAUUAUUUCUUCGUGGAGUUGGGUGUGGAGAAGCACUUUGAGACUCUCAGGCAUUUCCUGUUGAUGGAGGAUGGAGAGUUUGCCCUCUCUCUCAGCGACCAGCUCUUCGAGAAGCUGGGCAGUGGUCAGACGCCCGGUGAGCUGCUGACCCCGUUGGUGUUGAACUCCAUCCUCAAUAAGGCCUUACAGUACAGCGUUCACGGCGACAGCGAGUUGGCGGCCCACUUCACGUUUGCGCUGCGAUACCUCCCUGAGAUCUUCCAUCCUCACGCGCCGGACUCGCUGAACUGUCUCGAACUCCGCUACAAGGUGGAUUGGCCGGUGAAUAUCGUCAUCACAGACAGCUGUCUGAACAAAUACAACAGACUCUUCUCUUUCCUGCUGCAGCUCAAACACAUGGUGUGGUCCCUAAGAGACGUCUGGUUUCACCUCAAGAGGACGGCACUGGUAAAAGGUGCCGGUCGCUCCGCUCAGUUCCAUCAGCUGCAGCUCUACAGACACGAGAUGCAGCACUUCGUGAAGGUGAUCCAGGGCUACAUCGCUAACCAGAUCCUUCAGGUGUCGUGGAGCGAGUUCACACACAAACUGAGCAGCGCCAACGACCUGGACGCCAUUCACCGUACGCACGCCGAAUACCUCAACAGAGCCAUCUUUAGAGGUUUACUGACAGAGAAAGCUGCCCCCGUCAUGAACAUCAUCCACAGCAUCUUCAGUCUGAUCCUGAAGUUCCGCGGGCAGCUGAUCGCGCAGCCGUGGGAGCUUCAGCAGGGGGAGCCGGUGCAUCCCAGUUUCAUCGCCAUGCAGCAGUCCUACAACACCUUCAAGUACUACUCCCGCUUCCUGUUCAAAGUGGUGACCAAAUUGGUGGACAAAGGCUAUCAGCCCCAUCUGGAGGACUUCCUGUUGCGGAUCAACCUCAAUAACUACUACAAAGACUCUUGAUUGUCGUGUGUGUGAAUGUGAGCCCUCCGGACCUGCUUCAGUAUUGGUGUUAGUAUGUAUAUAACCAAAUCCAACAACCACAGUCACCUGUAAAUGUUUUUGACUGACAAACACAAAUCCAUCUUGCUCAGUAUUGAUCCUGUUCAGCAUUUCCUGUUAUGUGUGCCACAGAGGCUAAACUAUGUGAUGUGUAAAAUAAACUAUUUAAUUUUCA
Molecule: messenger RNA, 5988 nt
Organism: Labeo rohita (rohu)
Lineage: Eukaryota; Metazoa; Chordata; Actinopteri; Cypriniformes; Cyprinidae
Gene: tubgcp6
Product: tubulin, gamma complex associated protein 6
Exons: 25
Coding region: 180-5774 (1864 amino acids)
Biological process (GO): cytoplasmic microtubule organization; spindle assembly; microtubule nucleation
Cellular component (GO): gamma-tubulin complex; centrosome; equatorial microtubule organizing center
Molecular function (GO): gamma-tubulin binding; microtubule minus-end binding
Source: RefSeq, a predicted model, not a curated record